This is a messenger RNA of Paralichthys olivaceus (Japanese flounder), 1790 nucleotides long. RefSeq names its product activating transcription factor 7a (gene atf7a). NCBI's taxonomy places the organism in Eukaryota, Metazoa, Chordata, Actinopteri, Pleuronectiformes, Paralichthyidae. Gene Ontology annotation, molecular function: cAMP response element binding; DNA-binding transcription factor activity, RNA polymerase II-specific. The record is from RefSeq and is a predicted model, not a curated record. Gene Ontology annotation, biological process: regulation of transcription by RNA polymerase II.
UCUCGCGAUAGCUCGACGUCGACGAGGGGAGUGUCAAAUUCCAAGAGAGGAGAGGAGAGGGGAUCCAGAGAGAGAGAGAGAGAGAGAGGGGCGCAAGGCUACAUUGCAAGCUCUUUGCAAAAAUGGGGGACGACCGACCUUUUGUGUGCAGUGCUCCUGGCUGUGGACAGAGGUUUACCAAUGAAGACCACUUGGCCGUACACAAACACAAACAUGAGAUGACACUGAAAUUUGGACCACCCAGGACCGACUCUGUCAUUAUAGCAGACCAGACACCUACUCCCACUCGCUUCCUAAAGAACUGUGAGGAAGUUGGUCUGUUCAAUGAGCUGGCCAGCUCCUUCGAACAAGACGACGAUGAAAAGAGGGCUAAGAACUCUCUCCCUGCUGCCAACUCUGUGGCUUUGGACAUGACCCUGCAGACACCAUCAGAAGUGAAGGUGAAGGAGGAGGAACCUGUAGAGGUCGACUCUUCGCCACCAGACAGCCCCGAAUCUAUCUCUGGACAGUCUGACAGCAGCCGAGAGCCUCUGGUUAGAGGAAAGGACACCCCCCCUAGGAGUUCAGCCCCCACCCCUACUAUUGUGCGUCCAGGUUCCCUCCCAUUACACCUGGGCUUUGAUGCCCUCCAGCCCACUAUGCCAUCACCGACCUCUGUUAUCACACAGGCGCCACCCUCCAGUCGAACUCUGGGAAUGGAGAGAGGUUGGGAGAGAGAUGGAGGCUUACAGCUCUACAAAGAAGCAACGGCACAAAGACUAAGUUCGCCAACCAGCCACUACCCCAUGAUGAUGCUUCCUUCUGGCCAGGCAGUGCCUUUGCUCCCUGGUCCUGUACAGAUACCCUCUGUAAUUAAUCUGGCCCGACCCUUGUGCAUGGUACCCAACAUUCCUGGGAUCCCCGGUCCUCCUCUGGGAGGCAGCAGCAGCGGCUCUAACUCUCCCUCUGGCUACAGCAUCCACUCAGAGGCCAAGAUGCGUCUGAAGGCUGCGCUGUCCCAGCAGAGCCCAUCAGGACAGAGUAUGGGGGUCUUGGCCAUGGGUGGCAGCCCCAUGGUGCCUCAGAGGGCGGAGCAGAGCCAGCUGCUCGUCCAGCAGCCAGAUGCUCCAUCACCUGCACAACCACAGGUAUCACCCGCACAGCCUACAGGUGGGCGGCGGCGGCGGACAGCAGACGAUGACCCAGAUGACCGAAGGCAGCGCUUCCUCGAGAGGAAUCGGGCCGCGGCAUCGCGCUGCAGACAGAAACGCAAACUGUGGGUUAGUUCCCUGGAGAAGAAGGCUGAGGAGCUCAGCAACAUGAACGUCUCACUGUCGAAUGAAGUGUCUCUGUUGCGGAACGAGGUGGCUCAUUUGAAGCAGCUGCUGUUGGCCCACAAGGACUGUCCUGUUACCAACCUACAGAAGAAGACUGCCUACUUAGUUGCAGAGGAGAGCAUGAAAGACACCUCAGAGCCCACAGGUUCUCCUGCCCCGGUGAUCCAGCACAGCUCCUUGGCGCCCAGUCACUCUGCAGGGCACAACGGCCUCAGCUCAAGGGCAGCGGCAGAGGCCAUGGCAAUGUCUGUGCUGGCAGGAAUGGGCCAGCAGCAGAGGUCUGAGAGUGGACCCUCUCAUAUUAUCAUGGCAUCAUCACAGUCUCGAUCUGCUGCCAGAUGAUGAGCGAUGCCACCAUGGCCAAGACUUGGCUCCCCACGAGGGGCAAAAAAAAGAGCAGAGGACACCCCCUCCUGUCCCAUCUUCCUCAAUCUAGAAAUCCAAAUAUCUCAUCUUCUCUUCCCCCCCCCCCCC